AGAUGGAAGAUCGAAACAUUCUUGCUGCAGACUGCAUUGUGUUGUGCUGCUGCUGCCAGUGCAUGAUGCUGCAGAUCCUCAUCUUCAUACUGCUGAAGCUCCCACACAAGCUGAUGAAGAAGACUAAAGAAUACGCGAAGAAAUUCAGAGCACGGAAGAGAGGAACGAAGAUCAUGCAGAUAGAGAUGCCAAUAAAUGGAGAGGACAGCUUCACAAGUCAGGGUGGAUCCUUGAGAAGAGAGUCCCUUGAGUUUGGGUGCUGCAUGUCUGAAAUCGAGCGCGUUUUGGAUGAUCUUUCGAGCAGGGGUGAGUUUGCUUUCGGAAGUUUUUGGGGUGGAGAAGUUGCUUCAGACACAAGUUUUCCUUGUUGUUUUAACGAUGAUCAGCUUGAUUAUGAAGUUGUUGGUUACCGUCUGAUGGAGUUGUUCGGCGCUGCCAACUUCUCUUCACAACAUUGAUUCCUUUAGAUUCUGUCGAGAUUAAUUUGAUUCCAUUUGGAAAGAAAUCUCCAAAAAUAGUUCUUGCAAGAAAUGCCAAGAUUCCCACAUAUUUUCCUCUAUAUAUAUACAUAUGCAUAAUCUAUCUAUUCCUUUUCCUUUUCUUUCCAUUGAUCACUCGUCCAUAUAUCUGAUUUUAAGAAUAAGGACAGCCCCACAUCAUUAACCAAACCAAAAAACCAACUUACAACAACAGAACACAUCAAUCCUCUCUCUCUCUCUCUCUCUCACCUAUUCUGCCAUUUGAUGGCUUCAUCGCAAUGCGAUCCGGAGCAGCUAAAGCAGCUAAAGGAGAUCUUCGACCGGUUCGACAUGGACAAAGACGGCAGCCUGACGCUGCUGGAGCUGGCGGCCCUCCUCCGCUCCCUCGGCCUCAAGCCAACCGGCGACCAAAUCCACACCAUCUCCGCCUCCAUGGACGCCAACGGCAAUGGCGCCAUAGAGUUUGAUGAAUUGGUGGAGCUCAUGCUGUCCGACAUUAGCGGAGAAGCCGUCCCCAACCAUGAUCAGCUAUUGGAGGUGUUCAAGGCCUUCGACCGCGACGGCAACGGAUUCAUCUCCGCGGCUGAGCUGGCCGGUCAGAUGGCCAAGAUGGGCCACCCCCUCACCUACAACGAGCUCACCGAGAUGAUGCAGGAGGCCGACAUCAACGGCGACGGCGUCAUCAGCUUCCACGAGUUCGCCAACAUCAUGGCUAAAUCGGCUGUAGACAGCCUCAGCCUCCCUGGCUCAUGGUUGGAAUCCUAGUUAGCCAAGAUUAAGGUUUGGUCAAUGUUCUUGAAAUCAAGAUUGGAUUUUUAUGUAAUCAAAGAAAAUUUCUUAGAAUAAAAGAGCAAAUGCCCCAA
Molecule: messenger RNA, 1342 nt
Organism: Salvia miltiorrhiza (redroot sage)
Lineage: Eukaryota; Viridiplantae; Streptophyta; Magnoliopsida; Lamiales; Lamiaceae
Product: probable calcium-binding protein CML15
Exons: 1
Coding region: 744-1244 (166 amino acids)
Molecular function (GO): calcium ion binding; enzyme regulator activity
Source: RefSeq, a predicted model, not a curated record